This is a messenger RNA of Dermacentor silvarum, 3531 nucleotides long. Its product is annotated as venom serine carboxypeptidase. The record is from RefSeq and is a predicted model, not a curated record. Gene Ontology annotation, molecular function: serine-type carboxypeptidase activity. The coding region runs from base 1028 to 2593 and encodes 521 amino acids. The transcript has 4 exons. Gene Ontology annotation, biological process: proteolysis. NCBI's taxonomy places the organism in Eukaryota, Metazoa, Arthropoda, Arachnida, Ixodida, Ixodidae.
GAAUAUUUUUACGUAAUUGUCUAUCGGUAAGAUAUGGCUGGUUUCUGAAAGGAAUGUACAUUAUUCACGUGUACAUUAUUGUCAGCUGUUUUGCGAGACGGAUUAACCUGAGUACAGAACGUGUUCCUCAGAUAUAUCGUUUAAAUUUUGCCAGAGCUACAAAUAACUUCGUUGUAUAUGUUCUAUACUACCUAAUUUCGGUUGCCUCGUCCGACAAUCGGACGUUGCGCAAAGGUCCGUGGCCCCAGUUUGCGGUCUUGUCAAAUAGCACCGAGUGAAUCAGUCAACCCACAUCCCCGCAUAUCCGUACUGUGGGAAGCAGUGCAGCGGCAAAUGUCCCGCUUGGUACAGUGCAUGGUGAGCACUAUUAGGGUAAACACCUCAUUAGUAUUCAAGUUGGUACAACUUCAACGUACCUUCUACUUCCGGGGAAAAUAUGCCGAAUACGACGCCUAAUGAUGAUGCCAAUAAAAUAAAUAAUAGUUUUCUUUAUUUUGUGCUCAACAUCAAGUGCUACAGGCUCGUGAAUACUAAUGAGGUGUUCACCCGGACAGUGCUCACCACUGUACCUGCCGGAACUCCGUGCCCGCUACUGCCGACACUUUCCUUGUCGCCAGUAUUUGCCUUUUACUUUGUGUUAGCCAUCGCAGACAACAGCUACGCCUUAUAGCUUUCGGCGCUUCUGUUUACCGUCAAGCGUGUUCGGCGGCCGAGUUUGUAAACACGAAAUCCGAGUCGCACAUAGCAGACGAAAGAGUCAACAGUACACGCAUACCUCCCGCGGCAACCGCCUCUCCACAAAGCGUGCAUUCCUACGUGCCGUGCAGGACGAGUCCCUCUCCACCAGCACAGCCAACAUCGCGAGGAAGUGCGGUGGCAGCUACGUAGCAGCGUCGUUAGCUGCGUUCGCAACGAAGGAGCAAGCCCGUAGCCAACCGGGGACCAGAGAUCGCUCGGUUGCACCGGCGUCCAGCCAGCGAGCGCGGAUAUCAGCGAGCCGUGCCCCCAGCUCGAAGAAGGCCCAGACAUGUCGGUGUCGGUGUCCCCUGCCACCGCAGCGGAAGCGGCAGAGGCCGGUCGGCCGCACGCUGGCACGCAUCUCAAGCAUCAGCAGCAGCAGCCAUUGUGGGAGCGCGAGGACGAGGCGUCCUCGCGCCUGACGACGACCGUGAAGGGUCGCCGGUGUUCGCUCAUCGUGCUCCUCGUGCUCAUGCUCGCCGUCAGCCUAGCGCUCAUUGGAGCGUUCGCCGUGUCACGAAAUCGGCGACAUGAUGGCGAUGAGGGCGCCCUCUACCUGACUCCCCUCGUGGAAAGCAAGCGGGCGACCGAGGCCAGGCAACUCAGCGUGGUGCCCAUGUUCUCCAACAAGGACACGGGAGCUGAGGCCCACGCGGGCCUGGUCACCGUCAACGAGACACUUCAGAGCCACCUCUUCUUCCUGCAUGUGCAGGCCAGGAAAAAUCACAUCGAAGCCCCCCUGCUACUUUGGCUCCAAGGAGGUCCCGGAAGCUCCUCUCUGUUCGGUCAUUUCCUCGAAAACGGGCUCGUCGCCAUCGAUGCCCACGGGAAGCUGUACCCGAGGGAGAGUACUUUGUGCGAGUACGCGAACGUGAUUUAUCUGGACGAGCCCGUGGGAGCCGGGUUCAGCCGGACCAGUGACAUCAAGGGUUACCCGACGAGCCUGGAAGAGAUUGCUCGGGACAUCCACGGGUUCCUGGUGCAGUUCUUCCGGCUGUUCCCCGAGUACAAAGGGCGCGACUUCUACGUUGCUGGCGAAUCCUAUGGAGCUAGAGCCGCCGUCGCUCUGGCCAUUCGAAUGCAUUCAAACCCAGACCUUCCGGUAAACCUGCGAGGCAUCAUCAGCGGCGUCGGUUUCCUGGGCCCCAUAGUGGACUUGGUUGACCUGUCCGACUACUACCACCAGUUGAGCCUGCUCGACUACCACGGCUGGCAGGCGUACACCACUCGAAUGGAGACCGCCAGGCAGAUGAUUAGUGACAACCGCAAGCUGGAAGCUGUGCAGCUGCUCUUCAAGACCGCCUUCGUUUCCAGGGGGGAGGGAAGGGGUCCAACUAUGUUCCAGCGGCUUACCGGCUACUCUUACGACGGAAACGCGCUGCAGAGCGUCGAACCGGCCGAGUUCGCGGCUUACAGGGCCUAUGUAGCCAGCGAAGUCUUCAAGUACGCCGUGCACGUCGGUCGCAAUGCCUUGUUCGUACGCGAACCCCUCCUCGACGUGCAGCUCAGCGGGGACUUCGUGAGGAACAUCACGGACAUCGUGAGCACACUGAUGGACAACUACCGGUUUCUGGCGUACGCGGGUCAGCUGGACCCGACCUUCUCGGCGGCUCGAAUCGAAGAGUACUUUCGGAGCGUCGAGUGGAGCCGAGCCGAACAGUUUAGGCACGGCCGCCGCGUGCCCUUCUACGCGGGGCCAGAGGAGGCAGGACUGUCUGGAUACGUGACGUCGGCGGGCAAUUUCUCAUUCGUAGUUGUCGCCAGAGCGGGACACCACCCAGGUUUCGACCAGACGCGUACCGUCAACGAGAUGAUGCGACGCUUCUUGAUGAACAAUCUGACGCGGCACGCUUAAACACCGAGCCGUUCGCGGAACAAAGUGCAUGGAGUCAACAGCCUAUACAGACACAGGCCGAGAAGUGAUCGCGGUGUUUUGGCUGGAUGCUGGGUAUACUUUAUAGAAGACUUUAUUCAACAAUCGAUGUGAACACAAAGGGACAUUUCCACGAAUUGGAUGCUGGCUCGUGACAAUACCACCAAUGUCUUCGUCGUUCCCAUUUUGAGGCCCUCGUUACUGCGUUUCCGUGAGUGCGCCGCCCGCUCUGGCAGGAAUGAGCAGCAACCACCGCAACCACCGCCAAUGUGCGCAGCCUACAAAGCGGAGAUAUUGUCGCCAUCUCGUUCUAGAUCCAGUGCUUACUUGGCGGAGUGCAAAACUUCAACGAGAAUGUGGCUUUCUCCGACUCCAGCGUAAAUUCUCUGAAAGACAUUCUGUGCAUGCAUGCCCGAACCAAGUACACAGAACUACUCUGAGCGCUCUUUUAAGGCAACUACUCUAUAGACUCGGCUGUGAAGGUGCCUUCGCGCCAAUAAUAAGUUCUUCAGCUUCGUGUAUAUCACAUACUUGAGUCGCCCACAUCUGCUUUGGUGUGCGUAUUUUACAUUGUUCCGAUGCACUGAUUUUAGACUGCAUGCUCUGUAGUAUAUCAAGCCUAAACGUUUUUCUCCAUCUCUCUCGUGGUAUGAUUUUUUUCUUCAAUAUGUGUUUAAUGCGGUCAAUGCUCGAAAGGAGUAUACUGUGCUUUAUUUUCCUUUUUAUAGCGCAGUCUGUUUUUAAUGCGAUUAGCAUUUCUUGGGAACUUCACCCAGUUUGCGGUAUGUUUGUUUGUCCUCGGCUAAUCUCUUUCACGCCAACAUGGGCAACUGGGCACCCCAUGGUCUAAUUGGUAGAGCAUUGGGUUGCUCUGCUGAGGGAACUGUGCCCGAAACCAACCGUUGCUCCAACUUGUGUCA